UAAGAAGAAGGCCGUGUGGGGCUGAGGUGAGACGCCGGUGUCUGGGGUCAGGGGUAGGGCCAGUGAUCAGGAGCAGCCCCAGCACAGGGAGGGUUAAGCAUCCUCCCGGUUCCCACCCCGCUCUGGGCCCCUCCCAUGUGUUUACGUCCUCCCAAAAAUAUUCGGCCUCCAGCUGGCCUCCAUUCUCUAUCCUGCCCCUCCCCCUUGAGUUCGCCUUGGGGGACGAAGGGGGUUCCCAGGGCCCGGAGGGAGCCCGCAGGCUCAGAGUGCUGGGGGAGAAGCAGACCUGGAGAGGCUGAGGGCCCGGGUGACCGAGGUGACGCCAUGUGGCAGCUGCUGAUGUCUCUGGCCCUGUGGCUGGGCGCGGUGGGCUUGGGCAGAGCCGAGCUCACGGUGGCGCAGCAGCGGGGCCUGCAGGUGGCCCUGGAAGAAUUUCACAAGCACCCGCCCGUUCAGUGGGCCUUCAAGAAGACCAGCAUGGACAAUGCCACGGAAACGCCCUUCCCUGCAGGGACCUUUGUGAGGCUGGAAUUUAAGCUCCAGCAGACGAGCUGCCGGAAGAAGGACUGGAAAAAAGCGGAGUGCAAAAUCAAGCCCAACGGGAGGAAGCGGAAAUGCCUGGCCUGCAUCAAACUGAACGCUGCAGAUAAGGUCCUCGGCCGGAUGGUCCACUGCCCCAUACACACACAGGCUCACCGGGAGGCUGAGGAGCAGGAGGAGACUCAGUGUGACAGGGUGGCGCGUGCCGGCGAGGACCCCCACAGCUACUACUUCCCAGGACAGUUUGCCUUCUUCAAGGCCCUGCCCCCCAGCUGAGGCCUGAUGAAUUUUGUCCCGCUUCCCGGACAGCUGCAGGAGGUAACCAGUGACAGACCGACCUGCCGUCCCUGAGCCCAGGGAGGACAAUCCCAUUAUCCCCGAGCUAAUAAACCGCUCUCCCAGA
Molecule: messenger RNA, 943 nt
Organism: Zalophus californianus (California sea lion)
Lineage: Eukaryota; Metazoa; Chordata; Mammalia; Carnivora; Otariidae
Gene: RARRES2
Product: retinoic acid receptor responder 2
Exons: 6
Coding region: 136-816 (226 amino acids)
Biological process (GO): regulation of lipid catabolic process; inflammatory response
Molecular function (GO): signaling receptor binding
Source: RefSeq, a predicted model, not a curated record